CGCUUCGCAAUGACGUCAACAGGAAGGUGCUCUAGAUUGAUAGCACAGUUUUGUUAGCUAGCUGGCUAACCGAAGAAGGACUGAAGCAAUAAAUAAAUAAGCGAAUCAUGUCUAUGUCCCAUCUUUAUGGGCGUAGAGGAGAUGAGGAGAAUGAUGGAGUGGAAAUUGAGAAUUUCGAGAUCUCUGAAUGGGACUUGGCCAACGAGUUCAAUCCAGACAGACGUCGUCACAGACAGACCAAAGAAGAGGCAACAUAUGGCAUAUGGGCUGAACACGAUUCUGAUGACGAGAGACCAAGCUUUGGAGGCAAGAGAUCUAAAGACUACACAGCUCCAGUGAACUUUAUCAGUGGUGGUCUGAAGAAGACUGCAGCUGAAGAGAAGCAAAAAGGCUCAGAUGAUUCCGACGAUGAGAAUGAAGAAGUGCCUCCACCACCCCGUGCUACUGCACCCAAAAAUCUUCAGACGGGUGGGAACUUCAAGACAUCCCAGAGAACAUUUGCAGGCAACAUAAGGCCAGGUCAGGACCUUGGUGGCUGGGAGAAACACACAAAAGGCAUUGGCCAAAAGCUCUUACAGAAGAUGGGCUACGUCCCAGGCAAAGGCCUGGGCAAAAAUGCACAGGGUAUUUUAAACCCAAUUGAGGCCAAGGUGCGGAAGGGCAAAGGAGCAGUGGGUGCUUAUGGAAAUGAAAGAACUCAGCAGUCAGUGCAAGAUUUCCCAGUGGUGGACUCUGAGGAGGACGAGGAGAAGGAGUUUCAAAGGGAGUUGGGGCAGUGGCGCAAAGAACCAGGAGCAGGAAAGAAAAAGCCCAAAUAUUCAUUCAAAACUGUGGAGGAUCUUAAAGUUCAUGGAAAAAUCACCAGCACAAGCAUGACCAAACCAGCUGGAGAACUCGCCCAGGUCAAGGUUAUAGAUAUGACAGGUCGGGAGCAGAAGGUUUACUACAGCUACAGCCAGAUGAGUAAGAAGCACAAUAUUCCUGAGGAGGCUCCUAUGAGUGCGAGUGCGCAGGAACAGAAAAGCUCCAGAUUUGUCCUGCCUGAAUUAGAACACAACCUCAAGCUUCUCAUCGAGCUCACCGAGCAGGAUAUUUUACAGAGUGCUCGGCGUUUGCAGCACGAGAAGGAUACAGUAGUGACUCUGAAGCACGAGAGCACAGCCCUGCAGUCGAGGCUAAGCGAAGAGACCGAGGCUCUGGAGCGACUAGAGGGCAUGCUAGAGUUGGUGGACCGUCUGGAGUCAGCUAGAGAAGGGGGCGACCCACCACUCAGCCUUGACGAAUGUGCCCAGGCCUUCCAGGAGUUGCAGACGAACUUCUACAACGAGUACAAGGCAAUGGGUGUGUCUGACCUCGCAGUGUCCGUGGUACACCCACUUCUGAAUGAAAAACUUAAAAUCUGGGAACCUUUGAAGGACUGUUCAUAUGGUUUAGAAGAGGUGGGUCAGUGGAGGGCCAUUCUAGAGAAUACGCAGCUUUUUCAUAGCGCCCCUGAUGCCACCCAAAUGGACCCCUAUCACAGGUUGGUAUGGGAGGUCUGGGUUCCAGUGAUGAGAAACUGUGUGCCUCAGUGGCAACCAAGGAUCGUAGGACCUAUGGUGGACCUGGUAGACUGUUGGGCCCCUGUGCUGCCUCACUGGAUUUUAGAUUACAUGCUGGAUCAGCUCAUUUUUCCACGGCUACAGAAAGAGGUGGAUAACUGGAACCCGCUGACAGACACGGUGCCCAUCCACUCCUGGAUUCACCCAUGGCUGCCUCUGAUGCAGGUGCGCCUGGAGCCCCUGUACCCGCCAAUACGCAGCAAACUAGCAAACGCUCUGCAGCGCUGGCACCCCAGCGACCCCUCAGCCCGCCUUAUCCUCCAGCCUUGGAAAGAUGUCUUUACUCCCGGAGCCUGGGAGGCCUUCAUGGUCAAGAACAUUGUCCCCAAGUUAGCUUUAAGUCUUGGAGAGCUGGUGGUGAAUCCCCAUCAGCAAGUGAUCGAACCAUUUAACUGGGUAAUGGACUGGGAGGGGAUGCUUUCUCUCUCAACUAUGGUGGGAUUACUAGACAAGCACUUCUUCAACAAAUGGUUACAGGUGUUGUGCUCAUGGCUGAGUAACAAUCCGAACUACGAAGAGAUCACCAAGUGGUAUCUGGGCUGGAAGAGCAUGUUCUCAGAGCAACUGCUUAGCCAGCUGGUCGUUAAAGAAAAGCUCAAUGAGGCCCUGGACAUCAUGAAUAGAGCUGUAGCCUCCGGAAUAGGUGGCUACAUGCAGCCUGGAGCCAAGGAAAACAUCGCCUAUCUGACUCAGACAGAGAGAAGAAAGGACUUCCAGUAUAAGCCACCAGCUCCAGCAGCAGCACCGCCACAGCACGAAGUCGAGGCCAGCAUCCCACGCAUGCCGGGCAGCAGCCUUCUAACCUCAGUGCCAACCAACUUCAAAGAUUUGAUCCAGGCGAAAGCAGAAGAGAACGGCAUUGUCUUCAUUCCUCUGGUGGGCAAGAGGCACAUGGGAAAGCAGCUAUACACGUUUGGCAGGAUCGUUAUCUAUGUGGAGAGAGGAGUGGUGUUUGUCCAGGGUAAAAAGACAUGGGUACCCACAUCAUUACAGAGUCUCAUCGAUAUGGCCAAGUGAGUGAACAAGAGAGUGAGAGAGACUGCACCCUGCCAGUGGAUGCACUGCGGUUUGGAGCACUGCUUUAGUGACAUGGGGAACCAUCUGUCUUUUGUUUCAACUGGUGGGGUAGUGUUUGUGUACUUUAUGUUAAUGUUUUAUACAUUUGUAAAAUGUUUAGUGCUUUAAUAAGUUGAAAAUAAAUUGUUCAUUGUGAAAA
Molecule: messenger RNA, 2817 nt
Organism: Trichomycterus rosablanca
Lineage: Eukaryota; Metazoa; Chordata; Actinopteri; Siluriformes; Trichomycteridae
Gene: tfip11
Product: tuftelin interacting protein 11
Exons: 14
Coding region: 108-2618 (836 amino acids)
Biological process (GO): spliceosomal complex disassembly
Cellular component (GO): U2-type post-mRNA release spliceosomal complex
Molecular function (GO): nucleic acid binding
Source: RefSeq, a predicted model, not a curated record